AUGGAUGCAGUCAUAUAAUCAAAGAGUAUAACACUAUAGAAAGGCUCUGACAUAUCUUUGGUAUAAUUUUUUCAAGUUAUGUGGAAAAUGGAUUAAUAAUAUUUUAAAUAGGAACUGAUGUAUUAGCAUUUAAUAUCAAACACCUUGAUAGCUAGAAAAUUAUACGUAGUUUUGCGAAAUAUGCUAUGUAGAAAUUAAAACUAUUAAUUUAACUUUAGUAAAUUCGAAUAAAAGUAAAAUGUAAUUUAAUAGGUAAAAGUAAGGAGUUGGGUAGGUUUAAUUAAAGAAUAUAUUAAUAUCGAAAAUAAAUAAUAUUAUUUAUGUGAUAGAUUUUUUGGCCCAGAAUUUAAUUUAUGUUUUCAAUAUCUCUAUGAGACUCUUCUAAAUGGGGCUUAUAAUCAGUGUCCUUCAAAUAAUGUUUUACUUCCAGAAUAUGGAUGUAGACCAGCUUGCGAUAUUCUUUACCAAUUCUACUUUCACCAUCAAUGUCAGUACUUCCCAAGUAUUUAAAUUUUAUAAAAAAGGCUUGGUAAUAGCAGCUGCUGAAUAUUUUUAUCUAACAAAAAAGGUUUAAAGAUGUAAGUUCUUAAGAUUUAGAAUAACACAAUAAAGAGUUUUGAGAGACAAAGAAAACUGUUGA
Paramecium sonneborni is the source of this 640-nucleotide messenger RNA. The record is from the annotation of a GenBank genome assembly. NCBI's taxonomy places the organism in Eukaryota, Ciliophora, Oligohymenophorea, Peniculida, Parameciidae.